Molecule: messenger RNA, 1557 nt
Organism: Fusarium verticillioides 7600
Lineage: Eukaryota; Fungi; Ascomycota; Sordariomycetes; Hypocreales; Nectriaceae
Exons: 2
Coding region: 567-1529 (320 amino acids)
Source: RefSeq, a predicted model, not a curated record
GCUACCUACAGCGUUACAUCGUAGAUAUAUUGCAUGUGCGCUGCCAUAUCUCGGGACGGUUUCAUGGCUCGCGUUUGACGUCUCAGAUCGUGGGAUGGCAAACCCCGGAUAGUCAAGGUCACUGCUAAGUCAGCGGAAACGUUUGAAGGGGAAGCUUGUUAAACACGGCUAUCUGGCGUUCCUGGACAUCGUCCUCUCUUGGCAUCAGUGGUGAGGCAUGCUUAACACCCCUGUGAUAUCACGGAUGCUGUGACAGCCGAACAAGUCAAGAUGACAAUCCCGUCGUUGAGAAUCAGAAUAUUAAAGCUGUGGUAUCCACGUUGUUCUAGUUUGUUUUCUCGAUCUGACUUGACUUGACUUAUAAAGACGGUUUUGUCCUUUCGUUUACACUCGCUCGUUCAAUAAGCGCUGGCCUGCUUUUGAUACCUUAAUUCCUAUUACAUUCGAUUCGAUUCUUCAAUUGAGGUCAAUCUCAUUGUUUAAUAUCUUUUUCUUCUUACUUCUGACACUUGUUUACAUUACUCUCCUUGCUGGCUGGUCCGACACGUUCCUUUCGAUUAUAUAACAUGGCAUCUCUCAAGACUCUUCUCUUCGGCCUCUUCGCUACCACGGCUUUGGCGAUGCCUUCUGGCCCUCGGUUCACCAAGAGGCAACUUCAGUAUCACGAUUUGUCCAAGCGCCAGAAUGCCGCCGCUGCUGCUGCUGGCCUCAGUGACUUGGAUAUCCUCCAGUUCGCCCUGACAUUGGAGCAUCUUGAAGACACCUUCUACCGCGAGGCUUUCUUAACCCUCUCCGACGAGGCUUUCGCCCUUCUCGGUCUCUCAACGCAAACCCUUGACGACAUCAAGGCCAUUGGCAAAACCGAGGCUUCUCACGUAGUCCUCCUUCAGUCUGCCCUCGCAGGUAAUGGCAUCACACCUGUCCAAGAGUGCAAAUACGACUUCAAAGGCGCAACAGCCGACCCAGCUGCCAUGGUUGCAACAGCUGCUAUCCUCGAGAGUGUCGGUGUCUCGGCCUACCUGGGUGCAGCACCACUGCUCUCUGAUCCCGCUAUCCUCGGCACCGCUGGCGCAAUUCUCACUGUCGAAGCACGACAUCAAACCGCCAUCAGGAUAUUUUCUCAGGCAAAGGCAGUUCCUCAACCUCUCGAUACCGCCCUUGGACCUAGGGCAGUCUUCUCACUCGCCGCACCUUUCAUCACGGAAUGCCCUGAGGGUUCUAACCUCAAGAUCGAAGCAUUCCCUACUCUCGCUAUGGCCGAGGGCCAGGACGUCAAGGCUGUAGCCAUUGGAACUAAAGUGAAGCUUGCCUCCGAAGCUGCCGCUGGAGCGACGCAUUGUGGCUUCACUUCUGGAGGUCAGCUUCCCGGUGGAACCAAAUUCACCCCCUUCACCGAGGGAGAGGGCUGUGAAGUUCCUCAAGGAGCUGCGGGUGUCGUCUACGUGACCUUGACCAGUGCUGGGCCUUUGGAGGGCGUUUUGUCAGAUGACAUUACUGUGGCUGGGCCUAUGGUACUGACCCUUUCUUAAGGGAGCUGUCGAGAGGUGUUGAUGGUGG